AUGCCUUCCAUCAGCAGCCCCCGGCUCUCCCGGGCUGUCUACACAGUGACUUUCAUAACAGGCCUGCCCCUUAACCUGCUGGCCUUCUGCGUCUUCAUGGUGAAGGCCCGCCGGCGCCUGCUGCCAGCCGACGUCCUGCUCCUCAACCUGACGGUGUCCGACCUGGUGCUGCUGGCCUUCCUGCCCAUCCGCAUUGCCGAGGCCUCCUGGGAGAUGAAGUGGAAGAUGCCAGAUUUCCUCUGCCCCUUCUCCGGCCUCCUCUUCUUCAGCAGCAUCUACCUUACCACCCUCUCGCUCACUGGUUUUAGCGUUGACCACUACCUCAGCGUGGCCUUCCCCCUCCGCUACAAGGCGAGGCGCCGGCCGCCCUAUGCCAUGGUGGCCGUGGCCUUGUUCUGGGUGACUGCUUUCUUCCACUGCAGCGUGAUCUACGUAGUCCAGUACCAAGCCAGGGGCAAUGACACAGCGGGCAACCACCGCUGCUACGCCACCUUCACUGACCACCAGCUGGCAGUCCUGCUGCCCGUCCGCCUGCAGAUGUUCUGGGUCCUCUUCUGCCUUCCACUGGGCAUCACCACCUUCUGCUACACCAGAUUCAUCAUCAUCAUACUCUCCCUGCCACUGGAGCCCAGGAGGAAGCGCCGGGCCAUCGGGCUGGUGGCAGCUACAUUUCUCCUCUUCCUGGUCUGCUUCACCCCCUUCAACAUCUCCCACGUGGUGGGCUACGUGGAGAAUAAAAGCCCAGAGUGGAGAGUCUACGUACUGCUCCUCAGCACUUUCAACGCCAGCUUAGACCCCAUCAUCUUCUACUUCUCCUCCUCGUCUUUCCAGAAGAUCUGCCUGGAAUGUCUGCAGGCUGCCUGGGAGAAGCUCCAGCUUGGCCGGCUCUGCCCUGGGGUCUGGAUGGAGGCCACGGAGACCGUGGCCACGGAGGAUUCACAGAUGGUGCAGUGA
This is a messenger RNA of Gopherus evgoodei (Goodes thornscrub tortoise), 954 nucleotides long. Its product is annotated as free fatty acid receptor 3-like. Gene Ontology annotation, cellular component: plasma membrane. The record is from RefSeq and is a predicted model, not a curated record. Gene Ontology annotation, molecular function: G protein-coupled receptor activity. Gene Ontology annotation, biological process: G protein-coupled receptor signaling pathway; cellular response to fatty acid. Lineage: Eukaryota; Metazoa; Chordata; Testudines; Testudinidae.